Molecule: messenger RNA, 309 nt
Organism: Haemonchus placei
Lineage: Eukaryota; Metazoa; Nematoda; Chromadorea; Rhabditida; Trichostrongylidae
Source: the annotation of a GenBank genome assembly
AUGUUCUCAUUCAUUACUGCAAUCUGCUUACUUGGAGUUGUCACGGCUUGGCCUGGCCAAAUAAUUCCUCCACCGCCUCCUCCACCCCCUCCACCAUUGGGACCUCACCCAGUUAUAUUUCCGCCCAAUGCCCCUGUACCUCCUCAUCCCACUCCAUCCCCUCCACAACCCGCACCUUGGCCAUUUGUUGAAGUUGUACCGACACCGCCCGAAAUUCUCUACCCCUACCCUCCUUCUUCCGGUUUCUCGAGUUAUCCUUGGGGCCCGAAGCCUGAAGUGCCCGAAGUCCGAAGAUACGAAGAUUGGUAA